Medioppia subpectinata is the source of this 927-nucleotide messenger RNA. NCBI's taxonomy places the organism in Eukaryota, Metazoa, Arthropoda, Arachnida, Sarcoptiformes, Oppiidae. The record is from the annotation of a GenBank genome assembly.
UAAUAAUGAAAAGUAAAUGACAUUUGAAUGCAAAACAUAAACACAAAAACCAUUUCAAUAGCAAAACAAACACUCAUUUAAUUGGCAUUUAAUUUGACACAACAUUUGCCGAUCGGAUACACAAAGUCUUCGGCCGAUACACACACGUGAAAGCGGAUCAGUUGCGAGACAUACCAUACCAUCAGCUCAAGAGGAAUGGCCGGCUGUUUGGACAACAUUCAGAUCAGACGUCCGGAAUGGCUAGAGUUGGGAGAGAAGAGGAAUGCCAUCGCAUCCAUCGCCGCCGGAACCGCUUUCUUCACCGGUUGGUGGAUAAUCAUUGACAUAUCGGCCCGAUAUACAGAUGGCAACGACUUUUACAACGCUUUCCACGUGUGCGGCGUUUUGGGCACUCUUUCGCUGUUUAUGAUUAACGCCGUAUCCAAUGGUCACAUUCGGGGCGACGCCUACACGAGCGGUGUGUUCGGUCAGACGGCGGCCAGAAUAUGGCUGUUCAUAGGGUUUGUGUUGGGCUUCGGGUCAGUGAUCGCCGCCAUUUGGAUACUGUUUGGCGUAUAUGUGAUCCCAGCGGACAACAAGAAGGUCUAUCCAGGGAUUGGUAUCUUUUUUCAGAACGCCCUCAUAUUUGCCGGUUCAUUGAUAUUCAAAUUUGGGCGAACAGAAGACCUGUGGAACUGAUCUGCGGUGACAUCUUUUAAAUAGAGCCAAUUGUCUGUUUCCCUCCCUCACCCCUCCCCUCCUUUCCCUUAACUUUUUUUAAUGCAAUACUUAUUUUCAAAACUAAAUUAAUCUCAAUUAUAGAUCUAUUAUUAACUUUAUUGCAAGUAAUGCUUAUUUCAUAAGUUUUUUGUGACAUUUUUGGACACUUUUUACUGUAUUUUUUGUUCCCUUUCUGGACAUUUAAUUUAAUUAAAAAAUAAUCUCAUG